AUGGUGAUGACGCGCGCUGCUUCCUGGUGGUUGGUGGUGGUUGUGGCGACAGCAGCAGCAUUGCUCAGCGGCACACGCGUGUGUGCCCAAGACUAUGGCCUUGUCGUGGAGUAUGACGCCACUGACGACGCCAACAACCACAACUACAACCACAACGCCAGCAGCAACCAGCCUUCGCUGCAUGUGAAAAGCCGCGGGCAUAUCCACGUGCAAAGUGGUCAAGGGCAGCAAGGGACGCGACAAGGGCAAGCAACAUCAAGGGCAGCAACAGGAGGGCAAGGGCGCGUGGUGGUGAACAGUGUGCCGGUGGUGGACCAGUUGAACAACCUGUCGCAGGCCAUUUUCGAUAUCCGCGACCAGCUCCUCAACAUCAGCGCGGCCACAUCUGCCUCCCGCGCAAGCAGCAGCAACAACGCUGACAACAACGACAUCAUCAACAGCAACAGCAACAGCACCAGCAAUGCGGGCGCCGACUGCGUCGUGGACACCUUGUUUGUCCUAAACUGUUCCGACCCCAUCUCACGCGCGGCGUUUGUGCUGUACAGGAUUUGCGGCGUGUACGCGGUGGAGGACUGCUGCUGUCCCGAGAUCGCUGCAAUCACGAGCAUCGCCACGCACAUUGCCGUCGCGCCCCAUGAGCAACAUCUGCGCUUUCCGGCAUUGGAAACAAUGGAGAGUCCCAUCCGUAUCUCAAACACAAAGCUUGUCUCUAUCCGCUUUGACGCGCUCAGCUUGGUUCCAUCGCACGUCUUCAUCAGCUCCAAUCCCCAUCUCGUGGAGGUGCACGCGAAUCAGUUGACCUUCGUACGCUCAAGCGUUAUUUUCCGCGACAACGCACAGCUGGGCAUCAUCAGCAUGGCCAACCUCUCUUGGGCUCGUUCGGCGGUGCGGGUGGUGAACAGCCCGAGAUUGCACAGCAUCAACUUCGACAGCCUUGCUCGGGUCAACAUGUUUGUACUGUCGAACACGGGCCUGGCCAGCCUGCGCUUGGGGCACAGCGUGCCACUCUUCGUUGGCCAGAGAGUCUUCCUCACGGACAACCGCAACCUCGCUACCGUCGACCUGCGCAACGUCAGCAUUAACCGGUUCUUGUACGUUGAUGCGGCUCAGGUUGCGGCCUUGGACUUUGAGCAGGUGCGACGGACCGGUGCAACACUCACCAUCUGCUGCUCAGUCAAUGGCGGCGACAGCAACAGCGACGACAACAGCAACGACAACAGCAACGACAACAGCAACGCCACCACCCUCAACCUGGCUGACCUGCUGCCGCGCGAGGUGCCGUUCUCGGUCAUGUUUGACCAACUUCCACACAUCACCAGCGUUGUCAGCGGCGGCAUCAACAGCAUGGCUGGCGAUCUCGUCAUCAAAUCAAACGAGCGCCUCGGUGCUGUGGACCUGUCCAGCAUCACGACCAUCAAUGGCGACCUUCAAGUCUCCGACAACGCCGAGCUCACCUCCCUGCUGCUCAGCCCGGCGCUGACGCAGGUGCUGGGGAACGUGCUGCUGUUCAGCAACAACUUCCAGCACGCGCCCCUCGGCAGUCUGCGGUCUGUUGGUGGCGCCCUGCAGCUCUUCGGCAACAACAUCACCGCCCUGGACGGGCUCGGCCAGCUCACCUCCAUCGGAGCCUCCCUGGACCUGAGCUCCAACCCGUUGGGCACACUCGACAUGAACGACCUCCCGCCCGUCGCCGGCAGCAUCUUCCUGCGGCUGUGCGGCCUCACCACCCUCAUCCCUCCAACCAGCAGCAGCAGCAGCAUGGGUUUCACGCGGAUCAACGGCACGCUCGACCUGUACAACAACUUGCUCACCCACUUUGAUGCUGGCGCCAUCACACACGUUGCUGGCACCCUCCGCGUCUACAACAACAGGCUGCGCAGCGUGGAGUUUCGUGGGCUGACGUACAUUGGUGGCGCUCUGGACCUGUUUGGCAACGCAAUCACGAGCAUAAGCCUCGAGCCGCUCACACACGUGGGCGGGGACGUGAAGCUGGCCAACAACGCCCUGACGCACGUCUCAUUUGGCAGCCUGGCGGAGAUAGGCGGCGGCCUGAUGCUUGGCACGAACGCAUUUGCCUCGCUCGCCUUUACCAACGUGACGCGCAUUGGCAAGGACCUUGAGGUGACGUCGAUCCACUCGCUGACGUGGUUUGACUUUGGUUCGCUCCGCUCAGUUGGUGGCCACGUGCAUGUGACCGGCAACGGCCUGCAGAGCCUGAGGUUCGGCGACCUCACGCGUGUAGACGGUGACCUGAGUCUGUACCUGAACGAUUUGACGGCCAUCUCCUCAUGGGGUUCGCUGUCGCAUGUUGGUGGAGACCUGCAACUGGACGGCAACAGCUUCACCUCCCUCAACCUCACGUCGCUGGCCUUUCCACAGCAAAGAAGGGACGAGGAGACAGACGACACAGACAAAGCCAUGGACCCCGGCGGCGACCGCGUGAAGCUGCUGGACCUGGCUGAGGAAGGCAAUGUGGUCGAGCUACAAGCAGACAGACACGGGCAUGGUGAGCAUGCCAUGGUUGCCUACGCUUGGACGGAUGAACACAACAGCAGCAAGCAGAAACGCCACCGUUGCGGCAGCAUCAUGGGCGACACUGCUGCGAUCAAAAUGAGCUCUUCCACGGACAUGGCCGGCAACAUGGACGCAGCCACCACCACCACCACCACCUCCGCAACGACUGGCCAGCACCGAGCCCGCCGCGCAUGCAAGUGGCUCACUGGCCUGAUGGCCUUUUCCGCAGUCCUCUUUGGUGUCUCGCUUGGCGUGUCGCUGUACGUGCUGCUGCACAACACCAACAUGGACGACGCAUCCCUCAACGCCGUUGACAUCUACAUCAUCGACACGGCUGCCUCCGACGGUGGCACACUCGCCUCCUCACCGACGCCCCCACCACAGAACCCCAACAGCGGCGGCAGUGGUGGCGAUGGGCCGCCAAGCUCCUCGUCAUCAUCAGCGUCAUCGUCAGCGGGCACCGGCGCGCCUGCAGACGUGGUCAUCACCUUGAACGCCACCUUGCCAGACAUCGCCAGCGCCCACACCAUGCACAUUGGAGAGGCAAGCUGUGCCAUUCUGGUGGGCGGCGAGGACCUGGCCCUGGCAGAGCUUCCCGUCGGCGUGAGCCUCGGUGCAAGCCACCACCGGACCAUUGUCACCAACGUGACCAUCCGCGUGUCCAGCCUCGAGCGCAUUGGGCACCUCCGCUCCUCCUUCCUUGCGUCCCUCCACCACGGCUCUCAGCAACAGCUGCCGGUCGUGACGGCUCGUUGCCGUGUCCCUGUGGAUGUGGACGUCUUUGGUGCCAUCCACGUCGGGCCCUUCACCCUGGACACCACCCUCAACAUCACCGACAUCCUCACCAGCCUGGGCCACAGCGCUCUCGCCUACAUGGAGGCGCAAGGUGCAUCUCCGCCACAGCCGGAUCAGCCGUUCACAAGCACCAGCAGCACCACUACUACCAACAACAACACCAACAACAACGACAACACCAGCGACCAAGACCCCAAGCCCGGCGUGGUUGGCGAUGGUCGUCACAACGCGGAUCCAAUGUACCACACCCACGUUGGCCAGCAGCAACAACAACAACAACAACAACAGCAGCAGCAGCGCGGCACAGAGGAGGCCGCCUCGCUGGUGCUGCACGUGACGGGGCUGAAGUCGACCACGACCGCCACCCCAGUCACCAUCGGCUCCUUCCCCGCAUCGCUUGUGCGCUCUCACCUUCCCCUGGACAGGGCAACCCUGCACCUGCCUCAGUCCACCUUUCUGCUGUGGACCAAGACGCCUGCAUUGGUCUCUCUGUCCUCCAGCGCGCCCUUCUGGGAGACGCUGCCAGAAGCAGGCCCGCUGCGCCCAUGCAAGCUUGGAGAGGACGUCGUGGUGGUGGGCUUUCACGACCACAGCAUCCCGCUUGUCCUCGGUGGGCAACUGCAGGCGGAUGUGCACGUGGAGGUCCUGUCAGCAUCAGCAACGCUUGAUGUCGACGGUAGCUAUGCAGCAGAGGCCCUGCUCGCCAAAGCCGCCGCGUCCAGCUCUAGGGCUGGGGCCGGUGGCCUGCUGCCACUGCUUGGCAGGCAGUUUGGCACGGCGCUGCUGUCUCAACAUGCCACCACAUACUUCCGCUCUGCACAGAAGCGGGACAACGUGCUCACGCGUGCUCUCGGCCAUUUCCACCUCGCGCAGGAGUACAACCCCGACGCCGGCAGUGCUGGUGGCACCACCGACGCAGAUGCAGACGCACUUGUGAACGCCUUGCUGCCGCCAGACCUACACGACACGCGCUCGCACCUGUUGCACGCCAUCAACAACGCCACAGAUCACCGCCGCCGCCGCCGCAAUGACGACGACAACGACACCAGCGCUGACGCGUGGACCCGUCUUGGCUUUGCCCUGCGUGCCCGCUUGUUUGAUUCGCUGAGCAGCAGCGCCCAAGGCGGCAUUGCCGGCAACGUCACUGUGAUGACAGGCGCCCUGGGCAGCGUCAAGGACAACGUCAUCGUCACCCUGAGUGGCAGCCUCUCUGCGCACGGCAGGGUGCAGGGCGCAGGCAUUGGUGCAUUCAGCUAUGACAGUCGCGAGCAGAACGCAUGGGCUGAGGUUGACAUCCACGCCCCGCAGUGGCCAGCAGCGUGGCUGAACAUGUCGGCGUCCGCGACAUGGACAGGCAGUGGCGCAGAAACGCACGUGGUCUUGCACCACUCCAUCGCGUUCCAGAGCACGGGCGAGACCAUCGUCGGCCACGCGACAGGCACCCAGCAAGGUGCCCACACAUCGAUUCAGCACUCGCUCGUGAGCAGUGACGAUGACGGGGGCGUGUGGGGCAUCCACGCGUGGCACGCCAACAUCAGCGCUUGGAAUGUCCCGCAGGGCGCACGGGCACGCGUGUGUGUGAACAGUAACAGCACCAGCGGGCGUGACGGCGAUGGCGGCGAUGGCGGUGAUGGUGGGGUCUUCAUUGACGGCACGGGAGUGUUUAGCGAUGAUGCGUGGGAGAGCAUUCGUGCGUUGUGGAACGCCAGUGUGAACGGCAAUGUGCGUGAUAGCGCGGUUGCCGUGACGACCACUGCAAAGUUCAAGCGCCGCGCAGAUCUCCCCGCAUCCCCAAUGGCGUGUCAUUUCCUCUCAACGGAUGACGAGCACAUCGUGUUCGACUUUCGCAUGCAUGGGGAGGCGCAUGCUCACGCACUCCUGUACGCCGAUGCAACGACAACAGAGACAGAGAGCUACCGCAUCCUGGACGUUGACGUCCCCGCUGCCGGUUUGUACGUGAAUGGCGAGACGCUGUUCGCCAUCAAUGACUGGUACAAGUUCCAGGUGGUGCAGGGCCGGUGGGACGUGUACAAUGCAACCCCACCAGCCACCGACUUCUCGCUGUCGUGGCUAACGGCGGUGCAGGUGCAGGAGGAGUAUGGGACGGUGGCGUGCAACAUCCUGGUUGAGCGUGGCGGGUACGUUGAGACGGAUGUGUCGUGGUCUGGGAGCGACCGGUUUGCGCUGACGAUGCACGCGAACGCGACGACGACUGAGACGGAGAGCUACCGCAUCCUGGACGUUGAGGUGCCUGCAGCGAGCCUGGACGUGAACGGCGAGACGCUGUUUGCCAUCAAUGACUGGUACAAGUUCCAGGUGGUGCAACCGCAACCGUACGCGUGGAACCCGGUUCCGCGGACCGACUUCUCGCUGUCGUGGCUGACGGCGGUGCAGGUGCAGGAGGAGUAUGGGACGGUGGCGUGCAACAUCCUGGUUGAGCGUGGCGGGUACGUUGAGACGGAUGUGUCGUGGUCUGGGAGCGACCGGUUUGCGCUGACGAUGCACGCGAACGCGACGACGACUGAGACGGAGAGCUACCGCAUCCUGGACGUUGAGGUGCCUGCAGCGAGCCUGGACGUGAAUGGCGAGACGCUGUUUGCCAUCAAUGACUGGUACAAGUUCCAGGUGGUGCAGGGCCGGUGGGACGUGUACAAUGCAACCCCACCAGCCACCGACUUCUCGCUGUCGUGGCUGACGGCGGUGCAGGUGCAGGAGGAAGCCAUCCACUUCCACGAGAAGGACCUCGCCAUCACGGUGGAAGCGUUGGGCGAGAAGCACCCGAGCGUAGCCACGUCGUACUUCAACAUCGGCCUGCUCUAUGACAAGCGCGGUGACAAGGAGCAGGCCUGCGCGUACAUGCAGCAGGCGCUCGACAUUUUCACAAGCACGCUCAGGCCAGACCACCCACACACCCUCAAGGCGGAGCGCAACCUGCGGCGCAUUCGCGGUGGUGCUGUGACUAGGCAGCACACAUCCACGCAACACGUGUCAGAGUCUCGACUUCAGCAGCAACACGUGCUUGCUCAUCGCAACCUUCUUCUUCGGUUCAUCUCUUCUGCUGUCGUGUACCAGGCGUUUGCUCCACAACGCAACCUGCUCAUGCGAUUUCCCGGUGCAGUUGCACAUGCUGACGUUGACGCAAGACGCCCAGCAAACACAGGCAGCGACGGUGAGGACAAGAAGACAGGGACUGGGCGAGAUGCUCCUCGUGGCUGCUCAGCACCAGCAAGAGCGUUGUACAAGGACGCUUGCGAGUGCCCGAGUGAGCCUCCGGCCGGUUGGUUGCGGAAGCGUGGGCGACGGAGGGCCGCCUUUCGCCCGUGCUGGUGCAGGCUUGACGACGACGGCCACCUCGCGUACGGCAAGUCCGCGUCAGGCACGGCCAAGCGACGCAUCCCCCUGUCCAGCGUGCUGUCAGCUGAGCUCGCCCAUGGUGGCGAGGAGUUACACGUUGCUGUUUCUGGCCGCACCUUCGUCUUCCGCCUGGACGCGCGCUCUGACACCUCGCUCGCUGACUGGUCCUAUUUCACCCCCACAUCCACGCCCACAACGCCCGCCUUGCGCAUCAGCAGCUCCAGGGCGCGGCCGGUGGAAAAGUAG
Messenger RNA from Salpingoeca rosetta, 6909 nucleotides. RefSeq lists its product as uncharacterized. The transcript has 4 exons. Gene Ontology annotation, cellular component: cell wall; plasma membrane. The record is from RefSeq and is a predicted model, not a curated record. Gene Ontology annotation, molecular function: protein binding. Lineage: Eukaryota; Choanoflagellata; Craspedida; Salpingoecidae. Bases 1 to 6909 code for a protein of 2302 amino acids.